AAGGCCGGGCCAAUAGUAAGACACAAUCAUCUGACCAACAAGGCAAUACCAACAACCAUCCAUUAUUCCAUGUGAAUGUCUGGUGGAGCUACAUUCUGACGAGAUUGUCGUCGACAGUUGGUGGUAUACAUGCAGGCGUAAGGGACGUACCAUAAAAAAUGACAUAGAUAAAAAGUUGGUGUCUUACGGAUAACUUCGCUCUAAUUGAUCGUCGUCGAGAUUAUUUUCGAGUGAGCUUUGCUAAUUUAGAAUUAAACACUCGUAUUACAGGUGUCAUGGCGGCCUAGUAAUAGUAAUACCUCUAUUAUCGGACGUUUAACAAUUGCUUUGUUUCUAUGAAACACCGUGACCAUCCGACUAGAAUAAAGUGAGGAUAUAUGCAUAUUAGACCUAUAAUGUCACUCCUCCUCUUUGUGAUCCCAAUCAUUUACAUCAUCUGCAUUGUUAUCAAGGUACUUGUAUGCCGUACCAAUAAUACGUGUGGGGAAGGCUUACAGAAUGAUCAAGUAGAACACACAAACGCAGGAGAGCAAGUCAGAAGUAUUUCAUCAGUGGUUCUUGAUAUGCGUCUUGAUGAUAGUAAGACUACACCAACAACAAGACCGCCAACGGACUCCCCUCCUUCAUACGAUGAAUGCGUUAACUCUGUAUCGAUAUCGGUUACAUUAAACGAACUUACAAACGAUCAGCCACCAUCUUACGAAAAAAUCAUGCAGAUUUAUAGUUGAAUGAUACUUUCUAAACAUUGAAUUAAAUGGUAGAACCGUAAAGAUGAUGAUGAUGAUGAUGACGUCGAUAUGAUAAGAAGAUGGUGACGGUAAUGACGUGGGAGCGGUUUGCAUAGCGUUUGCAAUUCAGUCUUUGAGAUAUUAUGUCAGAAGGUUGAACCGCUCGUUGUGCUUUUUACCUGUGGGCACCGUAGGUCUACAUUAGGCCAAAAAAUGAAUUGUUUGUUUGCCUUUCUUUUAAAAAUGAAAAAUAGGGGCGGGUGGAAAAAGUUUUUUUUUACAUAUUUUUUUUUUAGAAUGGCAAUAUCUUACAUCAGACAACAACUUUAGACUAAUUUGUAGGGCAUCUGGCUAAAAUUUUAAUUGGUCUGAUAAUGAAAUUUACUGUCCAAAAAAACCAAAGAGUUUUUGGUAAGCUGUAAGAAAGUGGUGGUUUAAGUUUUUCAAAUUUUCGUUGUUUUAUUUAAAAACUCUUAUAGUUGUAUAUAUUUCGUUAUAAUCUAUUUUUAAUGUAUAUUUAUCUUAUACAGUCUUCAUGUCAUGAUCUCGUUGAAGAACACCGUCAUUCCUUUUUGGUGAACGAGUUUUAAAUGUAUAUUUCAAUGUAUAUUAUUU
Messenger RNA from Anneissia japonica, 1343 nucleotides. RefSeq lists its product as uncharacterized. NCBI's taxonomy places the organism in Eukaryota, Metazoa, Echinodermata, Crinoidea, Comatulida, Comatulidae. The transcript is spliced from 3 exons. The record is from RefSeq and is a predicted model, not a curated record. Bases 378 to 728 code for a protein of 116 amino acids.